AUGUGUGAAUUGAAAAUUUUGCAUGGGUUAAUUGUCACAACCCCAACUAUUAAGAGCAUAGUCCCCUUGAGCAAGCUUAUUGACUUCUGUGUAGAUUCAGAAUUUGGGGACAUCAAUUAUGCAUACUUGGUGUUUCGCCAAAUUGAUAACCCUAGCGUUUACAUUUGGAACUCUAUCAUACGUGGUUUUGUUAAUGGUCACAAGCCAAGAAUGUCUAUUCUUGUGUAUGGACAAAUGAUUGAAAAUGGGUAUUCCCCAAAUCACUUUACUUUCCCAUUUGCACUCAAAGCAUGUUGUUUAAUUGCUGAUCAAGAAUGUGGACAAUGCAUUCAUAGCUGCAUAGUGAAAUCUGGGUUUGAAGCUGAUGCUUAUACUGCUACUGGGUUACUCCAUAUGUAUUUGUCUUGUGCAGAUAUGAAGUCGGGACUGAAAAUGUUUGAGAAUAUUCCCAAGCGGAAUGUGGUUGCUUGGACUUGUUUGAUUGCUGGGUAUGUGAACAAUAAUCAGCCAUAUGAAGCUUUGAAGGUGUUUGAAGACAUGAACUGUUGGGGUGUAGAGCCUAAUGAAAUAACCAUGGUGAAUGCUUUGAUUGCCUGUGCUUGCAGUAGAGACAUUGAUACUGGACGUCGGAUCCACCAGCGCAUUCGUAAGGCUGGUUAUGAUCCUUUUGUGUCCACACCUAAUAGUAACAUCUUUCUUGCAACAGCAAUCCUUGAAAUGUAUGCCAAAUGUGGUAGCUUGAAAAUAGCAAGAGACCUGUUUAAAAAAAUGCCCAAGAGAGGCAUUGUAGCUUGGAACAGUAUGAUUAAUGCCUACAAUCAGUAUGAGAGGCAUCAAGAGGCGCUAGAUCUCUUUUUUGAUAUGUGGACCAGUGGCAUUUAUCCUGAUAGGGCUACCUUUCUGAGUGUCUUGAGUGUUUGUUCCCAUCAAUGUGCUCUGGCAUUGGGACAAACUAUUCAUGCUUAUCUGUUGAAAACCGGCAUUGCAACAGACAUUGCCCUUGCUACUGCUCUUCUUGACAUGUAUGCCAAGGCUGGUGAGUUAGGAGGUGCACAGAAGAUUUUUAGCAGUUUGCAGAAGAAGGAUGUGGUGAUGUGGACUAGCAUGAUCAACGGUUUAGCCAGGCAUGGUCAUGGAAAUGAAGCAUUGAGUAUGUUUCAAUUAAUGCAAGAGGAUAGUUCUCUAGUCCCUGAUUAUAUCACUUACAUAGGAGUUUUAUUCGCAUGUAGUCAUGUUGGACUUGUCGAAGAGGCUCAAAUACAUUUUAGACAAAUGACAGAGAUUUACGGUAUAGUGCCAGGAAGAGAUCAUUAUGUUUGCAUGGUUGACCUUUUGAGUCGGGCUGGCCGUUUCAUUGAAGCAGAAAGAUUAGUGGAGACAAUGUCCGUACAACCAAAUUUUGCCAUAUGGGGUGCUCUUUUAAAUGGCUGCCAGAUUCAUGAAAACUUAUUUGUUGCUAAUCAAGUGAAAGUGCGACUAACAGAGCUGGAACCUGGUCAAACUGGGGUUCAUGUUCUUCUAUCUAAUAUAUAUGCAAAGGCUGGCAGGUGGGAAGAGGUAAACGUGACUAGAAAAUUUAUGAAUCAUAGAAGGAUUACAAAGACAAUUGGUCACAGUUGGCUUGAAAUUAUGUAA
This is a messenger RNA of Sphenostylis stenocarpa, 1635 nucleotides long. NCBI's taxonomy places the organism in Eukaryota, Viridiplantae, Streptophyta, Magnoliopsida, Fabales, Fabaceae. The record is from the annotation of a GenBank genome assembly.